GACCAGAGAGAUGCCAUUCCUCCCGGAGUGCUGAAUGAGGCGUGCCCCUCGUUUUUCGCACGCGUUAAUUUCCACGACGCGUAUGUUUACUUUUACUUUUCUCUCGGUUUUUUCGGCACCGCCUCUUUCUCGUCUUUGUUUGUUUGCGCCAAAGACGUGUUUAAUAUCGCAAAGGUUCACACAGCUCAAGACUACUCAUACCGGCUAGUUGUAAACAUUGCCGUAACCCAGCUGCCGUUCAUACAAUUGACGUGGCCGCCAUACAACCGAUCCCACCAUCCACUAUGGACAUAAUUGACCCUGCGGCCUCCGGCCCCGGAUAUGACCCCAUCCCCAAAGACCUCGCGGAGGAGGACACGGAAGACCUCACGGAUGCUAGUUCGGACGAAGGCAUCGCCGGAGAAGAACAAAAAAACGACGCAGAUGAAGACAUGCACACAGACGAUGACACCGCUCCAGCGAUUCCCGUGAACGCUUUACCGGCAACAGGCAGCUUCAAAAGCUCACGGACAAACACCACCGAUGAGGAAAAGAGCUCCGACACGUACGACGACACCUUCAUCACGAGUUGUCUCGAGCGAAUUACGGUGUUUGAAAACCAGCCGUUCAACCGCGACACGCUACAUCAGAUUCUCAGCGCGGUGAAGGAUACGUUGGUACAGCUGAGACGGGUGGUGAACAGGGCCAAUUUUCAGCACUACAUCGGGCACCAUCUGAUCUCGAGUAACCAAGAGCGUCACGAGAUCGAGACGCGGCUCUUACAGAGCGAAAUCAGGUUUCUCAAACGGUUCCAGACCGCGGACCAGCUCCGCGCGUUGAACAGCUUGAAGCAGGAGAUUGCACAUCUCAGCGAACGCAACCAACACUUGAGCCGCCUGGUGCACAAGUACCAGUACCGUGGAAAGGUGCUCAAGCUUCGGUUGAUAGAGAAAACAAAUGAGUUGGCGCUUUUAACGCAGCUGUUGCCGACUCAGAGCAGCUUUGUGGUGAGCAAGCCGUACCAGCCGAGCUAUACCGAUCACAACGUCCAGCCGACGGAUUCUAUGGAUUACGGGAGGGCGACGAGCAAUUUGUCGCAUGAGCGGUCACACCCGUACCAGUUAGGGGAGAAGCGGCGGAAAAACUCGGGGAGACGACUUUCCGCGGGCGAUUCAAGCAAUGGGUUGGAUGCUUUGGGGAUGUUGGCGUCGCGGGUGUUGAGUGAGGGCGAGGUGAGCGAGGUGAGCGAGGCAAAAGUGAGUGGAGCAAAUCAGAUAAGCCAUGUCACUCACGCGAACCCGGGCAGCCACGCAAAAUAUAGCACCCAAGCGAAACAAGGUAGCCACGUGCAUCAAUCGAGUGACGGCAACCCAACGAAUGAAGAUGAGUCAGUGAAUGAAGGUGGGCCAGUGGAUAAAAGUGAGUCUGUGAAUGAAGAUGGGGCAGUGGAUAAAAGUGAGUUAGUGAGCGAAGCUGAGCCAGUGAACGAAGUCAAUUCAGCGAGCCACACCAGUCAAAGGAAACUUCACUACAGAGCUCCCCGUCGGGAGAUUAAAUUGCAGAAGGACCAUGUUCUACCGGAACUCAUUGCGGUGCCCCUGUCGGAGGACGGCUCACGGCAUGGACUGGCAAGUGAGCUUGAGAAAUCGGUGGAAAAUUCAAGACCUGCCAAAAAGCCAAGACCCCUGAAUUGUCCAAGAUCCGUAGAACAUCCAUCUGUGGAUGCCAUCCUAAAACAUUCCAAAGACACCUCACCGGCCGUGUUACCGCCUCUUUACGGUUCAGCCUCUCAUCCCCCGCUUCUGUCCGUUUCUCCGUUGGCAAAGGCUGCUCCGUCAAUGUCCCGGAUCGACGAGAACAGGACAAUGGAUAUGGAUAUGGAUGAAACCAUCAUGGAGCCGCACACGUCGGUGAUCACCUCCAGUUAAAUAGGCACGGUGUCUAGCUUAUCGAUUACGAGAUUUAUCAGCAAAACGAGCGAGAGGGAUUAAGGAAAGCCAUUGUUAGGAGGGGCGGCGAAAGCUGAAUUAUGGCUGAAGGUCACCUGUAGCACGCGCUGCAAGAUGCAUUAUAUAAAAUGGUGCUUUGCUCAGGGUUUUCGCUGCUUGUAGAUAUUUUAAAAUAUUUUGUUUUAAUACGCUAUCCUCCCCUCUGACCGCAAGUGCGCCACCACUCU
This is a messenger RNA of Babjeviella inositovora NRRL Y-12698, 2155 nucleotides long. RefSeq lists its product as uncharacterized. Lineage: Eukaryota; Fungi; Ascomycota; Pichiomycetes; Serinales. The record is from RefSeq and is a predicted model, not a curated record. The coding region runs from base 285 to 1907 and encodes 540 amino acids. The transcript has a single exon.